Gadus macrocephalus (Pacific cod) is the source of this 4179-nucleotide messenger RNA. Its product is annotated as gastrula zinc finger protein XlCGF57.1-like. Lineage: Eukaryota; Metazoa; Chordata; Actinopteri; Gadiformes; Gadidae. Gene Ontology annotation, biological process: regulation of transcription by RNA polymerase II. The record is from RefSeq and is a predicted model, not a curated record. Gene Ontology annotation, molecular function: DNA-binding transcription factor activity; RNA polymerase II cis-regulatory region sequence-specific DNA binding.
CAUUGACAUCAGAGACUGCAGCACGCAGCGCGGCGCCAGCUCGGAGAGUCUGCGUGUGGACGCCCCUGGCUCCUCCCACAUGUCCAGUCACAACGGGGAGCAGCGCAUCCUGACCGUCUACGGACAAGGGGAGGGCCCUCUGGCGGUGGACGGCCAUGACACCCUCUUUGUCGCGUCACAGCUGGAGGCCUUGAGCUCGCUGUCCGCUGACCACAGCGUGGCCAAGAGCCUGAACUGCAGCGUGAGGCUCGUCUGCCUUGAGGGGCUGACUGGGCAUCAGGGCGGCCGCAAGGGCCGGCCCGGUGUCUUGUGUGGAAAGGUUAUUCCCAACAAUGCCAAUAUGAUCGUCCACAUGAUGCCUCACUCUGGGGAGAAGCCCUACAAGUGUGACCAAUGCAUGAAGCGCUUCAGUCUGAAAGGCACCUUGAAGAUCCACCUGAGGACUCACUCCGGGGAGAAACCCUACAGGUGUGACCAAUGCAAGAUGCGCUUCAGACAGAAAGGCCACCUGAAAUGCCACAUGAGGACUCACUCCGGUGAGAAGUCCUACAAGUGUGACCAAUGCAGGAAGUGCUUCAGUCAGAAAGGCCCCCUGAAGCGCCACAUGAUGACUCACUCUGGGGAGAGGCCCUAUAGGUGUGACCAAUGCACGAAGGGCUUCAGUCUGACAAGCAGCCUGAAGAUCCACAUGAGGACUCACUCCGAGGAGAAGCCCUACAAGUGUGACCAAUGCACGAGGAGCUUCAGUCGGAAUAACAUGCUCAAGAACCACAUGACGACUCACUCCGGGGAGAAGCCCAACAAGUGUGACCAAUGCACAAUGCGCUUCAGUCAUGGCCGCACCCUGAAGUUCCACAUGUCGACUCACACCGGCGAGAAGCCCUACAGGUGUGACCAAUGCACGAAGCGCUUCAGUCGGAAAGGCCACCUGAAGAUCCACCUGAGGACUCACUCCGGCGAGAAGCCCUACAAGUGUGACCAAUGCCCGAAGCGCUUCAGUCAGAAUUACGUCCUGAAGAACCACAUGAGGACUCACUCCGGGGAGAAGCCCUACAAGUGUGACCAAUGCACGAAGUGCUUCAGUGAGAAAGGCAACCUGAAUAGCCACAUGAGGAGUCACUCCGGGGAGAAGUCCUACAAGUGUGACCAAUGCACGAAGUGCUUCAGUGAGAAAGGCACCCUGAAGAGCCACCUGAGGACUCACUCCGGGGAGAAGCCCUAUAAGUGUGACCAAUGCACGCUGCGCUUCAGUCAUAAUAAAAUCCUGACGGUCCACAUGAGGACGCACUCCGGGGAGAAGCCCUACAAGUGUGACCAAUGCACGAAGCGCUUCAGUCGGAAAGGCCACCUGAAGAUCCACCUGAGGACUCACUCCGGCGAGAAGCCCUACAAGUGUGACCAAUGCCCGAAGCGCUUCAGUCAGAAUUACAUCCUGAAGAACCACAUGAGGACUCUCCGGGAGAAGCCCUACAAGUGUGACCAAUGCACGAAGUGCUUCAGUCAGAAAUGCGACCUGAAGAACCACAUGAGGACUCACUCCGGGGAGAAGCCCUACAAGUGUGACCAAUGCACGAAGCGCUUCAGUCGGAAAGGCCACCUGAAGAUCCACCUGAGGACUCACUCCGGGGAGAAGCCCUACAAGUGUGACCAAUGCACGAAGCGCUUCAGUCGGAAAGGCCACCUGAAGAUCCACCUGAGGACUCACACCGGCGAGAAGCCCUACAAGUGUGACCAAUGCAAGAUGUGCUUCAGUCAGAAAGACACCCUGAAGAUCCACCUGAGGACUCACUCCCGGGGGAGGCCCUGCGUGUGUCUGCAGUGCGAUGUCAGCUACAGCGACCCAAGCAAUUUGCGUGUGCACAUGCUCAAGCACACUUUGGCACGGGGUAGCGGGACGCUUUGAUUGAGACCGCUGUCCUGUAUUGGUUGAUAUUACAGCUUUUAGUUUUUCUUUUCAUUACGAUUAAAUGCUUUCCAAUUUUGAUUCGCUUUCUGUUUUUAUUAAUAAUUGAUGUCUGUGUUGAAUAACUUAUUUCUAGGACAAAGAUGAUUGAAGAUGAUCCAUUUUAAAAGGUUCCUGGUUAAAUGUCUAGAUCUCAGUGAUGCUCAGUUUAGGCCGGUCGUCCCUCUAGAAGGCAGCAUUAUUCUAACGGGACAAAGUCAGAAGAUUCCUAGCAUUGGUCCCCCUUCACUCCCUGUUUGCAACGGCGGCUGGUGAUCCAAUUCGUGGGUGGGGUGCAGUAAUGGACGGGGGUCCUCCCCAAGAAAAUAUAGAAUUGGUUUCUGGGAUGCCCACUAGCUAAAAAUGUAUUCUGAUUCAUAGCCUACAUCCUGACUUGCAGGGCCUGGACAAGCUUACACUGCUUUCACUUUCAUUCCACUAGCCAUUGCUAUUUCACCCAUGGUUGUUAUUCUGAUAUUGAGGCAUAUCAUGAUCAAUGUCCUAUAGGGUUUUACCCGAGUCUCAAGGUCUAUUUCAAAUGCUGUUUGGGACCGUUUUUUAUAUGCUACAUGCCAAAAGACUUAAUUAAUAUGUAACUUACUUGUUCCUUUUAAGUAUAACAUUGCGUGAUUGAGGAGUCCAAUUCCUCCACUGAAAUGGGUAGAAAGUGCUUUUACGGCUCUCUGCUAAUUAACAAACUAUCACUUCUCUCUGCAUGUAGUUAUGUUGUGCAAUGCACGAAUGCUGCUGAGGGAGGUAGCCUAUUAGAUUCAUUGGCUGAAUUGUCCAAUCGGCUCCAAAUUACUACAAUGUGUUGAAACACAAGACAGUGUAGUGACAAGUGUUUCUUCAAUACUCUGAGUAAUUCAGUUACUGUUGGGAAAGGAGAACAAGCCUAUCUUGAUGAAUCCUUCAUCAUGUUGUGUGUUCAGUAACCGGGGUAGGUUUCGUGUUCGGUCUUUCUUCUUUUUACUUUGUGUGUGUGUGUCUGCAGUUCAGAAGGUGAACUGCACCGAGGAGGAUUCACCGCCCCCAAAUGGUUCCACAUGCAUUAACUUUGAUACGUCUUUGAUGUUUAGUUCAUCGAAUAGGAACCUGUAUAUUCAACAAACCAAUAAGAACCAAUGCAAAAGAAUUAAAAUGUACCACUAUAUCAAAACUAAAAGGAUAUUUUCCCGACGGCCUGGAGGUCAACAUCCAAGCUUGGAUGCUAAUGAGGAAGAGGAAAUGGAAAGUACAUAUGGGGAUUCUGAUGGGGAUUAGUGUCCUUUGUGUUAUGUUUUAUUUAAUGCAGUGGAAUGCCAGGAGUCUGGUUGCAAAUGGGCAAGAGUUUAAACAAAUGUUGGAUGGUUUUGAGGAAAAGACAGAAUUAAUUUGCAUUGAGGAGACUUGGUUGAAACCAAGACUGGAUUUUAGAAUUCCGGGAUAUAAGUGUGAAAGGAGAGAGUACGGCAGGAGGGGGGGGGGGUGCAACUUUUAUUAAGAAUGGAGUUCAAUAUAGAAGAAUGGAGAUGGAUACAGUGUGGGAAUGUGUUGUCACAGAAGUGUGGACUGACCGGGGGGAAAUCUCCAUUGUUUAUUUGUAUAACCCCUGCAUCAAGUUGGAGGAGAUUCAUUUUCAGGAAAUUUUGGAUAGGAUUAGUGAACCAAUGGUGUGGGUUGGGGAUUUUAAUGCACAUAAUGAUCUGUGGGGAAGCAAGAAGAGAAAUAGGAAUGGGAAAAUUGUAGAAGAGUUUAUAGACAAAAAACAGCUAGUGGUGUUAAAUGAUGGUCGACCUACAUGGUUCAGAACAAGUCGGACAGGGUUGGAUUUACAGAGCAAUGAUAAGAUCAGCACUUGAUUAUGGAUGCAUGGUUUAUGGAUCAGCAGCUCUUUCAGUGUUAAACAAAUUAGACAUAGUCCAAGCAAAAGCCUUAAGAGUGUGCUGUGGAGCAUUCUGUACAACUCCAAUAGCAGCAUUACUAAUAGAAAUGGGUGAGAUGCCGCUAGUAUUAAGAAGAUAUAAACUUGGCUUGAAAUACCUAAUAAAGCUCCAAGGACAAAGGGAAGUGUUACCAACAAAAGACCUACUGAGUGAUCAUUGGGAGUUUAUGGGAAUCAGAAAAACUAAAACUAACUUUGCAGAAAAUCUUAAAUCAGUGGCGCAGGAAAUUGGUAUUAGGGAUGUUAGUGUUUGUUCUCCAGUGUGUCGCUCAGUUGCUCCGUCAUGGUUGAUCCCAGAUCUGGUUCAGACUGU